UCCAGAGGAGGAGAACCAAGUCCCGGAGCGAGCCGCGGGGGCGACGCCAGCUAUCUGAAUUCAAUCACUCCCAAAGUGUCACUGUAAUUGUAAAAUAAACUCGUCAUGCCGGCAGUCCUCCAACCCUUAAAACCUGUAUAUAAGGGAAGGUUCUACGAUACGGAUCCCGCGUUAUAUACAGCGGGGAAAUUAGUGCCUAUUACUGGAAGCGUUUUGGAAUGUCUGACAGAAAUUCAGCCCAGGCCCAUUACACCACCCAUGGUGAAAAAGUUUUCCAAUUGUAGGAAUCCCAAACCUGGUGCUGCCACAAUUUUCUAUGGCAAAGCAAAUGAUCCUGAUAUGGCAUCACUUUUGCAACAUGGAGUUUCUAGCAAAUCCUCUCAUUCCGUUGCUUCUUUGAUAAAUCCUCCAAUCAAGACGCGGGUUCAGCACAUAUUCUCAGAGAAAAUUGCUGCAGCUUAUCCAAGCCAUCAACGAGCUCCACUGGGAAAGUCUCACGAUCAAGCACCAAGACUACCCAAAGGACUAGAUAUAUAUAAUACCACAUUUGGGAAAAGAGUAAUUAAAGAUACCACUGCGAGCGAGCUUGUAAACCCACCGAAGACUCGACAACAAGUUAAUGAAGAAUCACAAAGAGGACAUCCACUAUAUAUUGUUACACAUAAUGAUUACAAUGUUGGGGAGCAGGUGGAUAGAAAGUACAAUUGGUCAAGAAUCAGCAAAGAAAGUGCAUUUGGAAUAGAGACUCCUUAUUUCAGUGAUGGACGAUUGGCUGCAAAAUCAUUGCACUGGUUAACUGAACUGCAACAACAAAAGUCUGCAAAGAUUGUAUCAAAAAUAAUUGAUGACUACAGAGAAAAAACACAUCAUCAAGUUGGAAAAGUCCUUGAUCCAAUUGUAGAUACGCUGAAGGUUCCCCCUAAUCAUACAUUUGGUGUCCUGCUGCAUCCUGAUGAGUAUGGAGUUGGAGAUCUUAUUUACAAUAAGAUUCCUACUAAAUUCAACCGAGAGAAGGAUAGGGAAAAGGGCAACUUAAAUACUAUUCGCCAGCAUUUAAAAAAAGCUAACUUUCAGAAUUUCAGAACACUUCUUGAAGCUUUUAAACAUUAUGACAAAAAUGGUGAUGGUAAAAUUGACCGAGAAGAGCUACGAGAUGUCUGUUUACAAUUUAACCUGAAGUUAGACCCCAAACUGAUGGAUGAAUUAUUUGACUACUGUGAUGUGGAAGGGGUUGGCACCAUCAACUUCUUAGAGUUUGCAAAUUUUCUGAAUUGGAAAGAUAAAAUGCCUCUGAGAGAAACAGAACAAAAGAUUAUUACAAAAGGAAGUGCGACAAACAAAGAUGGCACUGGGCUGGUAGCACCUGACGAUAUUGUACCAUUAGAAAUUGGUAGCUCAAUCAGGACACUCAGAACUAUAACCAGAAAAGAAGAUAAGUCUAAUGGCCACUAUCGUACAAGCUCUUCACUGAUCAAUGCAGUUUUUGGUAGUUAUUCACCAGAAAAUUUUCGAACCUGUGGUGUACCUACUAUUCGUACUGACUUAGCAGCUCCUCGUUUUCGUCGUAUUAGUGAUACGAUUAACUAUGGUGAUGAGGCAACUGCUUCAGCCUUGCUAAAUCCUUCUAUCUUUGCUCAAAGUCAAGUUUAUGAGAAAGACAUGUUUUUAGACAGGCCCAGAGAAGAGAUAAAGCAAAUAUUUUGUAAGGCUGGAGUGGAUAUGUCCAGAGAGACCUUUGAAGAAGUAUGGAAGUGUGCUGCCAAGAAACAUGCAAAGGGAGAAGUUUCUGUGGAGACAUUCCGUGAGGUUCUGGAUGAAAUUCAGACAUCAGCGACUUCAGCUUGUUGAGGAUUUGUAAUUUCCCUGGCAAAUUUAAGAUUUCAAUAAUAUUAAAUGCAUGAGGUUUUGUAAUUGUUUUUGAAAUUUUUGAACAGUUUCAAGAUUUCAAUUUGUGCUCAUUAUGGACGCAGCGUUGAAAACAAACUUUGCAGGUUAAAAAGUUAGAACAUUCUUCUAAAUGUAAUUAGUUUUAUUGUAGAUUUGGAACAAAAAUCAGUCAGAAUCUGUCAGAAAUCAUGCAAUGAGCUUCAGCUGUGUUUAUGGUUUGUGAAGGCCCUAUAAGUACUUUUACGUAUGAAAGGAAGUAAUGGGUUUUUAAAUGAAAACAUUAAAAUAUCUGUAUAACUCUGCAGUCUAUUUUAAAAGUUAUUUUCUUUCUGGCAAGUUUGUAAUAUGGUUGUAAAAAGCACUCCCCCCCCCCAAAAAAAAACUCCUUGGUAUUUACUGAAUAACAUAUCAACUCACAAUUGCACUUUUGUUAAAUGAAUGUGUGAUUUUUUUUCUGUGAAAUACAAACAGGCAAAAACAAUUUGAGGAUGAAUUUUCACAUUGGUUCUCCAAACCAAUUUUUGCUGUUAUUUUGUUGGAAUAUCAAUGAGAAGCAGUAAAUGGCAGAUGUGGAAAGCCUCCUUUGG
Molecule: messenger RNA, 2474 nt
Organism: Mobula hypostoma (lesser devil ray)
Lineage: Eukaryota; Metazoa; Chordata; Chondrichthyes; Myliobatiformes; Myliobatidae
Gene: efhb
Product: EF-hand domain family, member B
Exons: 13
Coding region: 106-1848 (580 amino acids)
Molecular function (GO): calcium ion binding
Source: RefSeq, a predicted model, not a curated record